CGAGGCCUUGGGCCGCCGGAGGGCACACAAAGCCGAUACCGCAGCGCACCAACCGACCACCCACCCGUCCGGCCGCAGACCGCCGGUGCAACUGCAAACAGCGCUGGGACCGAUCCCACACAAACUCCUUCUCUUGCACACAAACUCCUUCACUUUCUCUUGCAUCGACCUGUCAUGCACCCACACAGUCCCACCCCAAUCGCCCUCCCAUCGGCACCCAAGGGCCAGCACACCGACUGUGCGCUUGUGCAAGCAUCCGGGCCAACCAGGCGAGGACAUCCGCGUCGCACCGACCGGACCCUCAUCCAGAAACGAACCCCCCCCCCUGUCGUGCAUCUGGACCAGACGCGGACAUCUUUGCCUCCUGUAUUUGCCUCUGCUUUCUGCUUUCUGCUGCUGCUGCUUGCCUGGGCUGUCUGGACGGCGGCCCGGAUGGGCGGCCCCGCAACGCUUGCUGGGUGGUGCUGUCUGUCUGCUGCCGUCGCACCGCUCGCCGGCCUCGCCCUCCACAUAUGGCCGAUCUUCUCCCUCCGCUGUCCUGCACCGCACUCUUGCCUCGUCCGCACCGUCGCUCCUGUCUUCUGUCCAGCGGCUGUUUCGGCCUGAAGCCAAAGCAAGCUUAUCCGGCCCUCCCACCACAUCCACACAUCACCUCCUCGUCAUCCACCCCACCACCCGAUUACAUCCCAUCGUCCGCCUUUCCCUCCAUUC
Molecule: messenger RNA, 711 nt
Organism: Polychytrium aggregatum
Lineage: Eukaryota; Fungi; Chytridiomycota; Chytridiomycetes; Polychytriales
Exons: 2
Coding region: 175-606 (143 amino acids)
Source: RefSeq, a predicted model, not a curated record